This is a messenger RNA of Blumeria graminis f. sp. triticale, 2487 nucleotides long. NCBI's taxonomy places the organism in Eukaryota, Fungi, Ascomycota, Leotiomycetes, Helotiales, Erysiphaceae. The record is from the annotation of a GenBank genome assembly.
AUGAACAACAUUCGACAAAAUCUAUUUGGCCAGGGCGCUAAGGGUGGUAAGGAACCUGCAGGUUACGGAAGACCUCCACCCCGACCUCAAAGAGAAGAAACCCCAUCACAAAAUAGCGUCAGCGAAGUUGGAGCUGGCUCCAAUAUUAAUAGUAGGGGUAACUAUGAAGAUUCGUCACAAAAUGUUAUGCCUCAGAGACCAGCAGCCGGAAGAACUCCAGCGUCACCACUGCGUGGCACCCAACUGAGGAUUGCAAAGGUUGAAGAUAAGACCCUACAAAAUCAAUACAUUUUCGGAAAUCUCUGUGCCGUAUCGCCUCAGAACUUUCCCCCCACGCCGGAUGGAACUGAUAUGUACCUUCUUCUUAACCAGAAGUUUGUUGUCACUGUUCGACCUUUACAAGGCUUUCCUUCGGGAUGUAUAAGUCUUUCGGAUCCUCAAAGAACGUGGUGCGACGUGGGGAUGAUGGAUCCUAUCAUGGCUGAGCCCUACAGUCCCUUUUCUUCUGGACCCUGCACCUACUUGGGAUCAUUAGAUGUGGAAGUAGGGUUUGCAUCAUCUAAAAAGCUAACAGAGGCACCUUUUGAUCAAGACGUUCUAGCUGAAGCUUUCAUCAAACAAUUCGAAAAUCAGAUUUUUGCACCUAGCCAAAGGCUUCUCAUGGACUACAAGAAUAUUCCCUUAAUAUUCAUGGUAAAAACUGUGCAGCUAGUUGAUCUUAGUAUGGAAAAGUCCUCUGAAUCGGCACCAACCGUAUCAACGUGGAGCUCAAGGGGAAUAUUAACGAGACAAACUCCCAUCACAUUCUACAAGGAUUCAAAAUCUCCAAUUAAAUUAAAAGGGUCCUCCAAAAGACCAGCUGCCAAUUCAAUAAUUGCCCCUGAUUUUAAGUUUGAGGAUAUGGGAAUUGGUGGACUAGACACUGAAUUCGGAGCUAUUUUUCGAAGAGCUUUUGCAUCGCGGAUAUUCCCACCUGGUCUAAUCGAGAAGCUAGGAAUACAGCAUGUCAAAGGAAUUCUGUUAUAUGGGCCACCUGGAACAGGAAAAACUCUUAUUGCAAGACAAAUUGGUAAAAUGUUAAAUUCUAGGGAGCCCAAGGUCAUCAAUGGUCCUGAAGUGCUGAAUAAGUACGUUGGACAGUCCGAGGAAAACAUUCGAAAGAUGUUCGCCGAUGCUGAAAAGGAAUACAAAGAAAAAGGUGAUGAGAGCGGCUUACACAUUAUAAUUUUUGAUGAAUUAGACGCCGUUUGUAAGCAAAGAGGUAGUGGAAAUGGUGGUGGAACUGGAGUUGGAGACAGUGUAGUAAACCAGUUACUCUCAAAGCUUGACGGUGUAGAUCAGCUCAACAAUAUUCUGCUUAUUGGGAUGACUAACCGUAAGGAUAUGAUCGAUGAUGCUUUACUACGUCCUGGUCGCUUAGAAGUUCACAUGGAAAUAUCUCUUCCAGAUGAACACGGUCGAGCGCAAAUUCUCAAAAUUCACACGUCAAAAAUGCGUGAUAACAAUGUCAUGGAUACAGAUGUUAAUGUCCAAGAACUAGCCCAUUUAACAAAAAACUUUUCUGGCGCGGAAAUUGGAGGUCUCGUAAAGUCUGCAUCAUCAUUUGCGUUCAAUCGCCAUGUCAAGGUUGGCACUGUUGCUGGUGUUAGUGAUGAUAUUGAGAAUAUGAAAGUUAACCGAGGCGAUUUCAUGAAAGCCCUCGAUGAAGUAAAACCAGCAUUUGGCGUAUCCGAAGAAGAGCUUGAGAGCGCUAUGGGUGCUGGCAUUCUUCAUUAUAGUCCUUAUAUUGAAAACAUACUUAAAGAUGGUCGUCUAUUUACUGACCUCGUCAAAAAUUCAUCCACGACAUCCGUUUUAUCAGUACUGCUACAUGGACCUCCCGGCUCAGGAAAAACUGCCUUGGCAGCUAGAAUUGCAAAAGAGUCUGGAUUUCCUUUCAUUAAGCUUAUAACCGCAGAGAACAUGGUUGGAUUCGGUGAAAUGGCUAAAAUCCAGUACCUUAACAAGGUCUUUACCGAUGCAUAUAAAUCUCCACAAAAUAUUGUCGUAAUAGAUAAUAUAGAACGUAUCAUAGAGUGGGUACCGAUCGGUCCUAGAUUUCUGAACCCAGUUCUUCAAGCGCUCAUGGUACUGCUCACAAAGCAACCACCUGCGCCUCGACGUCUUUUGAUUCUCGGAACCACUUCGCAACGUUCUGUAAUGCGACAAUUAGAUCUUCAGCAAAUAUUCAAUCGCGAACUCGCUGUACCAAAUGUGAACACUCAUGCCGAACUUUCCUCUGUGUUACGCGAAAUGCAGGCAUUUCCGCAGGAGAGUGAUCUCACAGAGAGUCUUAACACUUUACGCGACAUAACGGGUACUGAUCAUGUUGGUUUAGGGAUUAAAAAGGUUCUACUAGCCGUCGGAGAGGCCCGACAAGAAGUAGGUAACAUGGCUGGUAGAUUUGCAGAGGUCAUCUCACAACAGAUUUCGGCUUCCUUAGACUAA